AUGGCGACAUCGUCCAACCCGCUGGGCCCCGGCCCCCGCUACGGCCUCGGGCGCACCGCACCGCCUCCGCAGCCCGCCGCGCAACCCGGCUUCAGCAGCACACCGGCCUACGCCCCGAACCCCAAGAACGCGCAGCGCCUGGAAGCCGACCGCCUGGAGCGCGAGCGCACCGCCCGCGAAGCCGCCCAGCGCAUCGAAGCGUCAGGCGCGGCCUCGCUCGCCGAGCUGACCGAGGAGCAACGAGAGGAAAUCGGCGAGGCCUUCAACCUGUUUGACCUCGACAAGGACGGCUACAUCGACUACCACGAGCUCAAGGUCGCCAUGAAGGCCCUCGGCUUCGACCUGCCCAAGCAAGAGAUACUCGCCAUCUUGCAGCAACACGGCUCGCCUGCGCCUUCGACCCAGAACCCAAAGCAGCCCUCGCGCCAGCAACAACAGCAGCAGCAGUAUGCGACGCCUGGUCGCCAACUACUCAGUUUCCAGGCUUUCCAGACGCUCAUGGCCCAGCGGAUACUGAGCCGUGAUCCGAGAGACGAGAUUCUAAGGGCCUUUGAACUGUUUGACGAGGGCGGCAAGGGCACAAUUACCCUGCAGGAUCUCACCAGGGUGGCUAGGGAAUUGGGCGAGGCUUUGUCUCACGAUGAGCUCGUGGCCAUGAUUGAGGAGUUUGACAUGGAUAACGACAACGCCAUUAGCAGAGACGAGUUUAUUCAGAUCUGUAUGGGUACUUAG
This is a messenger RNA of Exserohilum turcica Et28A, 732 nucleotides long. RefSeq lists its product as uncharacterized. The coding region runs from base 1 to 732 and encodes 243 amino acids. Lineage: Eukaryota; Fungi; Ascomycota; Dothideomycetes; Pleosporales; Pleosporaceae. Gene Ontology annotation, biological process: spindle pole body duplication. Gene Ontology annotation, cellular component: half bridge of spindle pole body; mitotic spindle pole body. The transcript has a single exon. Gene Ontology annotation, molecular function: calcium ion binding; microtubule binding. The record is from RefSeq and is a predicted model, not a curated record.